Messenger RNA from Passer domesticus (house sparrow), 1008 nucleotides. RefSeq lists its product as uncharacterized. The coding region runs from base 34 to 756 and encodes 240 amino acids. The record is from RefSeq and is a predicted model, not a curated record. Lineage: Eukaryota; Metazoa; Chordata; Aves; Passeriformes; Passeridae. The transcript has 2 exons.
ACCGGGCAUGAAGCCCGGGUGAGGAGAGAUGCCAUGGUGGCUGCCAGCGAGGUAACCAGGGCCACCAAGGAGACACGGCAGGUAGAAGAGGCCCUGGAGCUGCUGGAGCGCUUGGUGGCCGAGUGUGACGAAGCCACUGCCUUCCCCCGGGAGCUGCUGCGCAGGCUCAGGGACAUCGAGGCUGCCCUGGAGGGGACAAAUGAGGUGUCCCCCAAUGUCCCCGAGGACUUGGUAGCCAAAGUGGCUGAGGCUGAGCAGCUGUGGGAGGCCAACGCCCACCUGGUUAAGGCUCACCUGCUGGGGACAGUUGAUGACAUCAUCGAGUUCUAUUUCACUGGUGGUCCCGCCAGCCCCAGUCCCUGUGGGGUGGCUGAGCGGUGCCUGAGAGCCACCGAGGACAUCCCAAGACUGGUUCAACUCCCAACACGUCCCCAAGCUGUCCCCAAGGUGUCCCCAGUGAGCAUGGAGCCCCAAGAGCUGUCCCCAGCCCUGCUGCAGCCACAGGUCACCGUGGUGGCCAUCCUGGGCAAGCUGCUGGCUACCCUGCCCAGGUGGAAGAAGAUGAUGCUCGGGUCCUCAGUGAGACUGUACUCGGACCUGGUGGCCUUCACCAGGGGGCUCUGGGCCACCCUGAACUGCAUUGAUGGCACCUGGUGGUGCCACAAUAUCACCUUCGAUGAUGAUUACCCUGUCACCUCCCUGAGCCAGGCCCUGGCCCCCAGAAAAGCACCACAUGCACCACCUGGUUCCAUGUGACAAUGGUGGUCAGCAAGUGGCAGGGGUUGGUGAAUGCGCUUGUCAACAGCUGGGCUGGGCUGGCCAGGGAGGCCACCAAGCUCUGCAAUGCCUGCAGGGAGGCGGCCUCUGAGGCAGCCUACAUGGUGGCCCAGGACAUGGCCUGGGCCAGGGAGCUGCAGGACAAGGCUGCUCGUGAUGGGACAGCUCAGGAAAACAUGGUGGAGCUGGGUCAGGCCCUGGGCAGGGAGGAGGAGGCCAAGGCCGCGCAUG